AUGUCCCAAAGGGUUUUAAUUACAUUUCUCUUCCUCCUCUUUCUUGUUCCUCUCCUUCUAUCCUUCUGUGUUUGGUACAGAAGUACUGAAUCAAGUGAUGAGCAUGGUGACUACAGAAGAAUUAUGAAAGCAGUGGCAUGCCCGAAGCCACACUUUGUUCUAGUGCAUGGCUAUGGAGGUGCAGCUUGGGGUUGGUACAAAAUCAGGGCCCUCUUGGAGACUUUUGGCUACAAGGUCACAUGUCUCGACCUCAAAAGUGCCGGUCUCGAUCGCUCCGAUGCUUGUGACAUUCAUACUUUUGAAGAAUAUAACAAGCCUCUCAUCAAUUUCAUGGCGAAUUUGAGUGAUCAUGAAAAGGUUAUAUUGGUAGGGCACAGUGCUGGAGGUCUGAGCCUGACAGACGCGAGUCACAAGUUUGGUAAGAAAAUUGGGGCAGCGAUAUAUGUUGCAGCUACAAUGUUAAAGCAUGGAUACAUGACAGACCAAGACAAAAAGGAUCUUCAGAUGAUGAAAGGUGCUCGGUGCCCAAACAGAGCAACACUCAUCUGA
This is a messenger RNA of Cornus florida, 549 nucleotides long. RefSeq names its product methylesterase 17-like. The transcript is spliced from 3 exons. Gene Ontology annotation, biological process: salicylic acid metabolic process; jasmonic acid metabolic process. Lineage: Eukaryota; Viridiplantae; Streptophyta; Magnoliopsida; Cornales; Cornaceae. The coding region runs from base 1 to 549 and encodes 182 amino acids. The record is from RefSeq and is a predicted model, not a curated record. Gene Ontology annotation, molecular function: methyl jasmonate esterase activity; methyl indole-3-acetate esterase activity; methyl salicylate esterase activity.